AAUUUAUUUUUCUCUCAUUUUAGGUGAAUCUAAACAUAAUUCGAAGGUGUGUUCUUUUGAACUACAACCCCAAUGAAAACACCAUUGACUUCAGGCAUUACACCAUCAAGGUAGCACCUUGUGGAAUGAGUAAAGCUGUGAAGAAACUAAUUCAAAGUAAAAUUCCUGACUUAAGUCAGUACAGAGAUGUCAGUGAGUUUAUUAUGAAGUCAGGAAAUUUGUCUGAAAGUGAGGCUGAAGUAGAUGGUCCAGAAAACCAAGUCAUACUCCCACAGAAUAUUUCCAGUCGUGGAAACAUUGCAUCUCAUAAAAGUUCACUAAGGUUAAUAGAGCUUGGUCCUCGUUUAAAACUGCAGUUGAUUAAAAUAGAAGAAGGCUUAAUGGAAGGAGAAAUCUUAUUUCAUGAGCUGGUGGAAAAAUCUCAAGAAGAAAUUAAGAUUCUGAGAGCAGCAAAAGAACGAAAAAGGAAAAUCAAAGAAAAACGAAGGAAACAACAAGAACAGAACAAAAGGAGAAAGGAGGACAUAAAAAAUGAACAUAAAGAACAUUCACUUGCUGGAAUUAAAAGAAAACAAGAACUGGAGAAACAAGUUGAAAAUUAUGAUGAAAAAGAUGAAGAUAAGCAAUGGUUUAUUCAGGAAGUAGGAGAAGAACCUGAUCCUGAUUUGUUUAUUUCUAAAAAGAAAAAAAGAUUAUGUUAGGACUUAAAAUAAAAGUUGUUUUUUUAUCAGUGAGACUGACUAUAUGUAUGCAUACUUGUUCUGCUGCAUAUUUUGUACAUACUUUUUCUACAGCAUUCUAACCAGAAUUAUUGCUAAUGGCCCAAAUAAAAACAUUGGAGAAAGUAUAUGACCAGCAUGUAUCUAACCAGUAAGUUUUAUCACACACAAACUGAAUGCCAAUCAUAUGAUGGAAAAUAAUGAUUAAUUCUCCUUCUCAAAAUUAUAUCUCAAUAAAUGUUUUAUGAACAUUUUUUCUAAAAAUUAAUUAUAAUCUAGUAACUAUAUGUAUGGAGAUUGACUAUUCUAUUUCUAGUAUUUCAAGAAACCUUUUUUUUAUGGAUAUUUGGUCAUCUCUUUUAAGUAUUGCUUGAUUAGCAUUUUGACUUCUGUAAAUUUUUAAGUUAUGUUCUUGGUAAAUCCUUAUAGGUUGAAACGUGAAGAAAGUGAUUCUCAAAGACAUAUUUCUACUUGGUAAACUGUAUGACCUGGCAAAUUAUUAAUGUGAUAUUAAAGGCGGUGAAUCGUA
Limulus polyphemus (Atlantic horseshoe crab) is the source of this 1248-nucleotide messenger RNA. Its product is annotated as suppressor of SWI4 1 homolog. Bases 126 to 701 code for a protein of 191 amino acids. NCBI's taxonomy places the organism in Eukaryota, Metazoa, Arthropoda, Merostomata, Xiphosura, Limulidae. Gene Ontology annotation, cellular component: preribosome, large subunit precursor. The record is from RefSeq and is a predicted model, not a curated record. Gene Ontology annotation, biological process: ribosomal large subunit assembly; rRNA processing. Gene Ontology annotation, molecular function: rRNA binding. The transcript has 4 exons.